CCACUGCCGGGGUGCCCCGCGCCGGGCCGGGCCGGGCUGUGCCCCUGCGCGCCCUUAUCGCCGCCGCAGCUGCCCGUGCCGGCCCGUGCCGCCGAGAUAGCCCUGACCGCGGCCUGGGGUCCGGCGGGCCCUGACCGGCCCCUCUGCCAGCCGCGGAGACCCGUCCUCGCCGCCGGCCUCGGAGGCUGCGUCCCGCAGCAGGGCGAGCUGGGCUGCGCUGCCCGGGCCGCGGUGGGGUGCCCGGCGUGGCGAGGCCCGACCUGCCCCUUCCCCGGCCCCGCGGGGCGGCUGGAGCGUCUGCUCCGCGGGGCCCCUCCGGCCGCCUCCCUGCACGGAGCACCGAGCCUUCCUGCCCCCGAGCACCGGGACGGGGUUUCCUGGGCUCUUCCCCUCCCGAAAGGACCCCGAGGGCUGGAGGACGCGGAGCCCCAGCAGCGCCCAACCAGGGAGGGCGAGUGGCAGAGGUGCCCUGCUGCUGCUUAGCCCCCGAGCCGCCUGGGCACCGGCACCCAGCACCGGGGCCCGGCGGGGGGAUGUGGCUGCCAUUGCUCCUCUGCCCUCCCUGAGAGCCUGGGCACCCGCUGCUGCACAGCCAGGGAUGCCGAGGACCCCGGCGUCCCGGUCCCCAGCCCUCUCCCCAUGGCUGUCCCUGGGUGCCGCCCUCGGGGACGGGUCACGCCAUGGGGUGGCUGAGGGGGCCACGAUGGCCAGUGCCGGGGGUCCCCGCCGUGGCCGCGGAGGCCCCGUUCGGUGCCCGCGGGGAGGAGCCGGUGGCCGGAGCCUGACAUCUCGGGCUGGCAGCUCCCCGGACCUCCACCCCGGGGCCGCUCGGCUCGGCACCGCCAGCGUGGAGCUCGCAUGACCUUUCAGACUCGCCGGGCCACGUCGCUUCGCUCGGCCUCGCGCCCGGGCCCCGCGGUUGCAUAAGCACGGCGAUGCGCUGGCCGGGAGGACGCACUGGUGCCGGCCGGCUCGCUGCUCCCUGCGCCUCGGGGUGCCCCGAGCUGCCUCCCACCUCGCCCCCGGGACCGGCCGAGCCGCCAGCAGGGAGGCACCAUGGUGGCUCUGUGCCGAGAUGGCGGGUUCGGGUGAUGUUUCCCCGUCACCGGCUGCGUACGCGGAGGGAGGAAAGGUCGCCGUGUUCCUUGAGUGAUGCCUGUGGGGGGGCCGCGACGUUGGAGCCGGCCUUGGCGCCGAGCUCAAGGCUGUUCCCGCGGCUCCGCCAAGGCCAGUGCACAAGGGCUGCGGGGGACGGGGCAGCGCUGGGAUGUGCCAGAGUCCGGAGCACCCUGAUCCCCCCAGAUCUGACGGCCCAGGCUGGCUCAGAGCCGCAGCACGAGGCAGUGCUGUGCUCAGGGAGCUGCGGCUGGGUGCUGGCACCUUGAGAGCACCCAGCGGGUGAGCCUGGGCUGAGCCCUGGAGCAGUGCCUGCGCACAGGCCGAGGGCAUGCGGUGGGUGAGUAACCCGGGGCCGGGAGUGGAAAAACAAGCCGGCUGGAGCUGGCAGGGCCCCAGGGCUGGUGGCUGUGCCCGGGAUGGGAGCACUGCCCUCCGGCCGCCCCGGCCAUGUGCAGGGUGCUGGGUGCCGCGGAUGCGGGUCCUGCCUCCCCGCGCAGCCCUCACCGUCCCCGCCUGCCCCGCAGAUCUGCGCCCUGCUCUUCGCCAGCCUCUACGUCCUCUGCCACUUCAUCAUAACCCACUUCAAGAAGCACACGGACUUCACCGGAGCUCAGGACGAUGAGGAUGCUGCUGUCAACAGGAUCGCGCUGGGGCUGUGCACGUUCGCGCUGGCCGUCUCGCUGGGCGCCGCGCUGCUGCUGCCCUUCUCCAUCGCCAGCAACGAGGUGCUGCUCUCCUUCCCGCACGGCUACUACGUCCGGUGGCUGAGCGGCUCGCUCGUGCACGGCCUCUGGAACGUGGUCUUCCUCUUCUCCAACCUGUCCCUUGUCUUCCUCAUGCCCUUCGCCUACCUCUUCACCGAGUCAGAGGGCUUUGCGGGGUCCAAGAAGGGCAUCGCGGCCCGGCUGUACGAGACGUCGGUGGUGCUGCUGCUGCUGGCGCUGCUGGUGCUGGGCAUGGUCUGGGUGGCCUCGGCCAUCGUGGACGAGGACGCGGCCAGCCGGGAGUCGCUCUACGCCCUCUGGCAGUGCUACCUGCCCUGCCUCCACUCCUGCGUCUCGCUGCUCGGCGUGCUGCUCCUGCUGCUGUGCACCCCCUUCGGCCUCGCCACCAUGUUCACCAUCACGGGGAAGCUGCUGGUGAAGCCCCGGCUCCUGGAAGACCUGGAGGAGCAGCUGAGCUGCACGAGGUUGGAGGAGGCCUCCGUGUCCCGGCGGAUCGCGGCUGGCAAGGCUUCCUGCUGGCUGAGCCUGGACGUGGGGCCGCCGCGCGAGCGGCUCUCGGCUGCCCGGAGCAGGCGGCAUGUGCUGGGUAAGGCACCGGCCCGGGACACCUGGGUGCCGGGAUCGCUGGCACCCCGGGGGGGGGUGAACGGGCCGGGUGCUGCACCCCUCCCCAGGUCCCGGGCUGGGGCUCCCGGGGGCGCGGGGCCCCCUCAGCCGGCCCGUCCUCCCCGGCGCAGAGCUGCGGUGCCGAGCCUCCGCCUGGCAGAGGAGCCUGGGCUGCCCGCUGGCCACGCUGUGCCUCCGGGCGCUGACGGGCCUCUCGGUGCUCGUCGUCUGCUUCCACGUGCUGGAGCUGCUGCUGGACGACGCGGCGAUGCCGGGGGGUGCCCAGGCCGCCCCCCUGGGCCAGGUCUCCUGCUCAGCACUCGGCUCCUUCGGCGCCGCCCUCCAGGUCGUCCUCGUCCUGUAUCCUUGGUGCGGGGGGGCCCCGGCGCUGCCCCAGCUCUGCCCCCUCGCUCCUCCCUCCUUAACGCCCCCGCAGCUACCUGGUGCUCUGCUCCGUCGUGGGCUUCUACAGCUCCCCGCUGUUCGCCCGGCUGCUCCCCCGGCGGCAGGACACCCCCCUCCCACAGAUCAUCGGGAACUGCGUCUCGCUGCUGGUGCUCAGCUCUGCCCUGCCCGUCUUCUCCCGGAUGCUGGGCAUCACCCGCUUCGACCUCCUGGGGCCCUUCGGCCGCGUUGGCUGGCUGGGGAACUUCUACCUCAUCCUCCUCUACAACCUGGCCUUCACCGCCCUUGCCGCCCUGUGCCUGCUGCGGGGGGGCCUCCUCCGCGCCCUCGGUCUGCCCAAGCUGCCGCUGCCUGUGAUGCGCUGCCGGCCCCGGGGCCAGUGCUGCUAACGCUGGGGGGACGGGGCUGUCCCUGCCCCGCGCCGUGACCCCCCCGGGCACCCCGAGCCUGCCGGGUGCUCCGGGACGCUGCGCUGGCUGCAGCCCCCGGCCCUGAUCACGUACCUCGGGCGGAUGCUGCCGCCGCCCCUCUCCCCCAGCCCCGCGGCCGCUGCCCCCCUCUGCUGCCCCACGUUUUCUUCAUUUGUUCGGUUUUUUAAUUCCUCCCCCAGCCUUGCACUGACCCUAAUGGGGGGGUCCUGCUCCCCGUGCCCUUGCUGCCCCCUGUCCCCACAGGGGACGCAGGUUGUCCCCCCCGAGGGGCUCAGGGGCCCGAGCUGCCCCCCGUUGCCCUCCCGGGAGGAGCAGGGCCCCGGGCCAGCUCCAUGCACCAGCCCUGGCCUUUCCGUGCAGCUGGUGUGAUGAGUCUGGGGGGUCUCUGUUACCGUGUUACCUGUCUGGAGCAAUAAACAGAGUCUGUCUUUUUUUUAUUA
Messenger RNA from Dromaius novaehollandiae (emu), 3726 nucleotides. It is a transcript of the gene LMBR1L, whose product is annotated as limb development membrane protein 1 like. Lineage: Eukaryota; Metazoa; Chordata; Aves; Casuariiformes; Dromaiidae. Gene Ontology annotation, biological process: signal transduction; receptor-mediated endocytosis. The transcript is spliced from 14 exons. Gene Ontology annotation, molecular function: transmembrane signaling receptor activity. Gene Ontology annotation, cellular component: plasma membrane. The coding region runs from base 1536 to 3212 and encodes 558 amino acids. The record is from RefSeq and is a predicted model, not a curated record.